UUUAUUUAUUUAUUGAUGAAAUCAGGAAUCAGGAAAUAUGAGGUUAUGGAAUUAUUAUGUCUAUGCUACAUGAAAUUUUAAUUUUAUAUUUAACUUGCAACUUAACCGUAAUCAAGGAAAUAGACUAACUAAUACCUAACCUAAAACUUAAGACAUACAAAUAUUUGUAUAAUAAAAUGGCCGCAGUUUUAAAAAAACGAGCCCUAGCUGAAUAUAGUCAGACUAUUCAGGAGGCCCAUACUCAAGUGCCAUUGAAAAAGCUACGUUUAGUGAAAAAGCCAACCCUCAGUCCAGGAAGUUCUGCUUUGACUCUAUUAAAUCUUUUGGAGGAUUCUGUGAAUAGUAGUGAAGCUCUCCAAAUUUUACUUCGUAUUUCAGACAAUUUUGAUGUAGAGGCAGGAGACAUAGCAGAUUUUGUUAAGAAGUUGAGUGAACAUUUUAGAAAUGAAUCUGAAUCUGCCGUAAGAGUAAAGAUUUUAUCUUUAUUGUCUGAUUUGGGGCAUGAACCUAAUGCUGAUGUUGCGCUAAUUAUUGACGAAACAAUUUCCCUUCUAAAAAGUGACAAGUCACAUAAAGUUAUUGCACAAGGAAUGAACACUAUUCUUAAACUCGGUAAAUUGAUUCCAGACAAUGUAUCGCCAUUUCACCAAAAGUUAGUUGAAGUAGGGAAAUUAUAUUUGAAAGACGUCAGCCAUGCUGUAAAAUGCAAGUGUUUGGAAAUUAUUGGUGGUCACUUCCCACUUUGUACUGAAGAUGACACUGAAAAAUUGUUGCAUUUAGUAAGCUCUUAUUUUAACAAUGAUGAUGCCAGAGUAAGAAGCCAGGCAUUUUCGACUGUUAUAACUUUACAUGAAAGAGGGUUUAAAAUCAAUCCAAAAAUUUAUAUUGAUGUUUGUGAGGCAUUAAAAGAUGAUUAUGAGAUUGUUAGACAUGUCGUUCUUAAGUUAAUUUGGCUAUUAGGAAAUACUUAUCCAGAAAAUGAAAUAUUGUUACCUGGAAGUGAACAUGAGAUUCGGUUGAUAGAUGACGCUUUUGGAAAAAUAUGCAAUGGUGUAACAGAUCUUUCAAUGCAAGUCAGAACACUUGCUUCAAAAUUACUAGGCGGUAUGAAGUUAGUCAGUCCAAAAUUCCUUAAUCAGACUUUAGACAAGAAGUUAAUGUCCAAUAUGAGAAGAAAAAGGACGGCUCAUGAGCUUGCCUGGGAAAAUGUUACUAGUGGGGAGUGGGCUAGUGGUAAAAAGUGGGCUGAUGAUGCACCAAGGGAGCUUUUAGAUGCAGAGAGUAUAAGUUUAAUGAGCAGUGGAGCUUGUGGCGCUUUUGUACAUGGGCUGGAAGAUGAAUUUUUAGAAGUUAGAUCCGCCGCCGUAGAAUCCUUGUGCCAGUUGUCAAUAAGUAAUCCACAGUUCGCAAAUAUGGCGCUGGACUUUUUAGUAGACAUGUUCAAUGAUGAAAUUGAGGAUGUCAGGUUAAAGGCAAUUGAUAGUUUGAGGAUGAUAUCAGAACACAUAAUUUUAAGAGACGAUCAGCUAGAAACGAUAUUAGGGGCCUUGGAGGACUUCUCCCAAGAUGUAAGAGAAGGACUGCACGGAAUGUUAGCUUCGUGCAAAAUGUCCACCACUGCCGGACUAAAAAUGUGUGUGGAGAAGUUACUGGAUAAUUUAAAGAGAUAUCCUCAAGAUAAAAGAUCCACCUUUAAAUGCCUACAAAAAAUUGGAUCGCAACAUCCGGAGCUGGUGUUGCCUUUGGUCCCGCAAUUUUUGAAUAUACAUCCAUUUUUUGACACUGCUGAGCCUGAUGUAGAAAAUCCUCAAUAUAUCUGUCUAUUGAUCUUAAUUCUAAACGCUGCACAACACUCCUUAACUAUACUGCCACUUCUGGAGCCUCACACUCUCAGGCAUUAUCUUUAUUUGCGAGAUACCAUGACGCAGUACGUUCCAAUUCUCAACCUGCCGGAUUCCAAUUGCAAUGUUGUCUCGAGGCCCAUGUCAGUUCCAGAAAGUUUAGAAUUUUUGAACAGUGUGAUACGAAACCUUGAUAUGGCUGAAAAUACAAUAAGAGUACAUACAACUUUACUCCAAACAGCAAAAGAACAUCUUAAUCGCCUGAGCGAAAUGGACUCUACGGUUGCUGGAACCGCACAAUUCACUUCGUUGUAUAUAGGAGCUCAGCUUCACAUAUCUCAAAUAUUAGAAAAAGGUUUCUGGGCGAAUCCGGGAACUCUAGCAACACAACAGGCCAAUAAUUUAAAAACCAGUAUUCAAAACCUGUUACAGCAUUGCCUGAAGUUACAGUUUUUCUUUGUGGGGCUCAGUCCUGUGGAACAGUGUGCGGUUAAACAAUUUAGACUCCGAGCUUUGGCCCUGAAUUUGGUGUACAUAGUAAAAGACUGCUCCUGA
Messenger RNA from Anoplophora glabripennis (Asian longhorned beetle), 2396 nucleotides. RefSeq names its product integrator complex subunit 4. The record is from RefSeq and is a predicted model, not a curated record. Gene Ontology annotation, cellular component: integrator complex. The transcript has 9 exons. NCBI's taxonomy places the organism in Eukaryota, Metazoa, Arthropoda, Insecta, Coleoptera, Cerambycidae. Gene Ontology annotation, biological process: snRNA processing. The coding region runs from base 177 to 2396 and encodes 739 amino acids.